AUGUCCCUUAAACUCGCCGUUUUUCUCGUUUUGGCUGGUGUUGUCACGUGCCAAAACGCAACUAGACCUGCGACUUAUUGUAAGAGUCAAUCGAGAAGUGAAUGUUUUAUGGGUGCAUGCCCCAGUGGUUUCGAAUGCAUCGGUAACCAAUGUUGUUCGGAAGCUGAUGUUGUUCAACCAGGAGGUGACUGCACUGAUUAUUUAGCUGAUUGCACAAAUGUUGAUUGUAAUUCGAUUGGAAUGCAAGAUUUCGCCAGAGCCAACUGUGCAAGAACUUGUAAUAUGUGUUACAGUACUGCUUCAGUCAGUCCUCAAUACGCGUGCUCGGACCUCCUAACAGACUGUGCUAACCGUACUUCUUCCUGCCAAGACAUUGAUUUCGUUGACAUGAUGGCCCUAUACUGUCCACGUACUUGCAAUCUUUGCCUCUGGCAAGCGGCCACAAAGAUCCCGAAUUGCGGAAACCAACUUCCUGAUUGCCCAACACGUGGAAACUUCUGCACAGCCACGAGUAUUUCUCUGUAUCAGAAACGUGUCGGAUGUGGAAACACUUGUGGUUUGUGCUCUUCAGUGAGCACACCAGCCCCUGUUCAACUCUCAACAAAUAGCAAUGGAUUCCUCUUUUUUGGACGCAAGUGA
Messenger RNA from Caenorhabditis remanei, 639 nucleotides. RefSeq lists its product as uncharacterized. The record is from RefSeq and is a predicted model, not a curated record. The transcript has 4 exons. Lineage: Eukaryota; Metazoa; Nematoda; Chromadorea; Rhabditida; Rhabditidae. The coding region runs from base 1 to 639 and encodes 212 amino acids.